GGUUUCCAAAUGUAUUUGCACAACAUUGUUAGAGUCACAUGGCCAACAGCCAGUAUAUAAAUUAACAAAACCCAGCUCUUUCCCGACACUGAGCGCUUCGGACUAAGACAGGCAAUGGCCAUGGAAUAUUUGCUUCGUUCUCUACUUGCUGCGGUCAUGGUAUCUAUGUGUUGUGCACAUUGUGAAACGCAGAAAGGCGGAAGAAUCCUUCAGAAUGUUCAAAAACAUAAACUAAUAUUUGAACCCGGCUGCUGGAAGGGAAACACAUUUUACAAACUGAACAAUGAGUGGAGGGAAGAAAAAUGCAUGAAGUGCAGUUGCAGUGGAGACAACUUAAUAACGUGCUGUUUAGAUGUAGAAAAGCCAGUUUUCAAAGAUUCCGAGAACUGUGGCAUUGCUUUGAACCAUGAACAAUGUAAAUAUGACGUUAUACAGAAGGAUCCUAGAAAGAGCUGUGAAGUCGAUUACUAUCUCUAAGCACCUUUGUCCGGGAGGUGUAGAUUACAAUUACAGGCUCGCUGGCAUAUGUGUUUUCUGCUACUGUCAUAUACAAAUGUUCUUUCUUCACAUUAAAUAAAACUGUAUUACAAAAUAUCA
Molecule: messenger RNA, 597 nt
Organism: Pseudophryne corroboree (corroboree frog)
Lineage: Eukaryota; Metazoa; Chordata; Amphibia; Anura; Myobatrachidae
Product: beta-microseminoprotein A1-like
Exons: 4
Coding region: 115-477 (120 amino acids)
Source: RefSeq, a predicted model, not a curated record